Messenger RNA from Aureobasidium melanogenum CBS 110374, 639 nucleotides. RefSeq lists its product as uncharacterized. Bases 1 to 639 code for a protein of 212 amino acids. The transcript has 3 exons. The record is from RefSeq and is a predicted model, not a curated record. Lineage: Eukaryota; Fungi; Ascomycota; Dothideomycetes; Dothideales; Saccotheciaceae.
AUGGUCUGGCUGAUCGUCCACAUCUUCUCGACAACCUUGUUGCAACAAAACUUUUGCAGAGCGCGCGAAAGGACAAGCAAAUUCAAUCGAACCAUACACUCGAUGGACCCAGCACAGAAUGCUCGGACGCCUGCCCAGACCCUAGUUACAGCAUACCUUUCCUAUUCUUUGCUUGCCGUCUCAUGUAUACGCCUAUAUGCCCUGUGGAGCAACAAUCUUGCCACACGAUUCGACGUGCUCAUCUGCCUCUGCGCUUCCAGCCAGGUUCUUGCAGAGAUACUUCGAAAAGCAACCACAGAGACCAAGCUGCCUCAUGAGUUAGUAGAUCUGGACACCGACGGCGAACAUGCCUCAACCCAGCCUGAUACGGAAAUGUCCCCAUCCACUCUCAGAUCUAUUGCAGCUUUUCUUGAAAAGAGAAAAGCAACUGCUGAAGUGAUAGCCAUUGCUGCUAUCCUCCGAGUUUCUUGGAAUCCCCUUGACAGAAGCAACCCGCUGUAUGGCUGGACAUCUGUCUUUGCUGGCUGUUUUGCUGGUGUUGCUCAGCUUUACAUUCGAGAACGCAUGCAGAAGGAGUAUUGCUCGGUUGAGGACUGGGUAGUCUGUUAUGUUGGGAUGUGGAUAGCAUUUCUUGCAUGA